GGUAGUCUCUUCGAACUACCUAUACCUAAUUUUCAACUCAAGCAUCCGUUCUAUAGCCCACCAAAGUCCCAAAUCAACACAAAGAGCAACCCAGAGGAGAAUAGGAGAAUAAAAAAGAGAGAGAGAAAAUGCAAAAACACAGCAAAAUCCACGAAACCUCCUUCCCCAACAACUCCUCCCCCUCCAUCAUCCGCUCCAGAAUCUCCCAGUCCACACUCUCCAACCUCACCCCAACAGACUACAUAAAGCACAGCGCCAUCACUGCCUCAACUCUAACCCGGGACAGCAUCUCGGUUUCGGUCCCGAUGCACCUGAAGCGGAGCGAGGUGUCGCGCUCCACAAUCGAGAACGCAUGCGCGCGACGCUCCCACAUCGAAGACAGCUCGCUGAAGAAUGUGCGCUCGGCCCAGUUCCUGAAGGCCAAGAACUCCCGGAUCGAGAGCGCGGCGUCGCUGCGCAGGUGUAAGUUGGUGAAUUCGAGCGUUGGCGAGAAAAGUUCGAUUUCGCGGAGCGAGGCGACGGACUCGGUUAUUGUGGGUAGUUCGGUGUCACGGAGUGAUGUUGUAAGGGGGCGUGUGUUUCGGUGUCGAUUGAAGCGGGCAACGCUUAAAGAUUGCGAAGUGACGAAUUGUAUCGUUGUCAACUCGAAAUUUAAAGGUGUGGUGUUGAAGAAUGGAGUGUGGAAGAAUGACAAGUUCGUUGGGAGUUUGGGAGACGACGAGGAGGAGGAGGCUGUUGCUGUUACUGCGGAUGGACAUAAAUUGGAUUUGCCUGUCCAGAAUCACAAUGGGAAGGAUCGCGAUACAUGGACGAGGGAGUUGGCGUCCGAGUCGGAGGCAAGUGACUUCAGUGACAGCGACAAUGAAGAAGAGAGCUACCAGCCAACGAAGAACGAGAAGGCGAAGCAGAUAAGAGAGGAAAAGUAUCACGAUAAUCCUCCUCCAUAUACUCCUUGAAGUUUUUAUACGAUUCCUCGCGUUGUUGUGAAUGUAAAUUUUCUUGGUUAAAAACGUCCCGUACAGAUGCUAGAAUAUAUCCUGUGUAUCG
Messenger RNA from Aspergillus ochraceoroseus IBT 24754, 1047 nucleotides. RefSeq lists its product as uncharacterized. The record is from RefSeq and is a predicted model, not a curated record. The transcript has 2 exons. Bases 129 to 956 code for a protein of 275 amino acids. NCBI's taxonomy places the organism in Eukaryota, Fungi, Ascomycota, Eurotiomycetes, Eurotiales, Aspergillaceae.